AUGGGCAUCCAGACGCUACCGCAGUCGACUGUGCGGACUCUGGGGGCGUCACAAGUCUUGAACGAACCAGCAUCGGUGGUCAAGGAACUUCUCGAAAACGCUCUCGAUGCUCAUGCUACAUCCGUAUCAAUCGAGAUCUCGGCCAACACCCUCGACACAAUCCUAGUGCGAGACAACGGACAUGGCAUUCCGCCGCCGGAUCGCCAUCUCAUCGCGAGGCCGCACUGCACGAGCAAGAUCUCGGGGGAGGACGAUCUCCACUCCAUCGGCGGUACCUCACUGGGCUUCAGAGGUGAAGCACUGGCCAGCGUUGCGGACAUGAGUGGCUCCCUCAGCAUCAGCACACGAGUCGAGGGAGAGCAAGUUGCCACGGUGCUGAAGAUCGAUCAGCGCGGCGAGGUCGAGGGCACAGAUCGAGCAUCAUUGCCGGUAGGCACCACGGUCAAGAUCACCGACUUCCUCAAAUCGCAUCCAGUGCGGAGACAGAUCGUGCUCAAGGACACGGAAAAGUGCUUCAAGAAGAUCAAGCGCAUGCUGCAGGCCUACGUCUUCACCAGGCCAAACGUACGCUUGUCGUUACGAGUGUUGAAAGCGAAGAACGACAAAGCCAAUUGGACGUAUGCUCCCAAAACCGGUGGCAGUGUCGAAGAUGCAGCGCUUAAGGUCUUAGGUUCUGCGUGUGCCUCUCAAUGUGAGUGGUCAGUCCUGGAAUGUCAAGGUUUCACCGUGCAAGCUCUUCUUCCACGGCUGGAUGCCGAUGCCCACAAAGUCAGCAACACUGGCGCCUUCCUUUCAAUUGAUCGCAGGCCAGUCUCGACUGCGCGAGGCACUCCAAAGCAGAUCAUCAAGCUCUUUCGAGAAGCUUUGAAGAGCACUGGUUCGGCGUGGGAAGGCGUGAAGGAACCGUUCAUCUACCUGGACAUAUCAUGCCCCCAACGCAGCUACGAUGCGAACGUCGAACCGGCCAAGGACGACGUCCUCUUCGAGAACCCUGAUCAGAUCUUCGAUGUCGUGAGAAAGCUCAUGACUACUGCGUACCCAGUCCAAGAACCCCGAUCCCAUCGAAUCCGCUCCCUGCGAACUGCUUUCAGAAGACGACGACUUCUUCACCUCACUUGA
This is a messenger RNA of Neohortaea acidophila, 1119 nucleotides long. Its product is annotated as histidine kinase-like ATPase. The coding region runs from base 1 to 1119 and encodes 372 amino acids. The transcript has 2 exons. Gene Ontology annotation, molecular function: ATP binding; mismatched DNA binding; ATP-dependent DNA damage sensor activity. Gene Ontology annotation, biological process: mismatch repair. Lineage: Eukaryota; Fungi; Ascomycota; Dothideomycetes; Mycosphaerellales; Teratosphaeriaceae. Gene Ontology annotation, cellular component: MutLalpha complex. The record is from RefSeq and is a predicted model, not a curated record.